This is a messenger RNA of Protobothrops mucrosquamatus (brown spotted pit viper), 393 nucleotides long. RefSeq names its product cytoplasmic aconitate hydratase-like. Lineage: Eukaryota; Metazoa; Chordata; Lepidosauria; Squamata; Viperidae. The transcript has 3 exons. Gene Ontology annotation, biological process: tricarboxylic acid cycle; citrate metabolic process. Gene Ontology annotation, cellular component: mitochondrion; cytosol. The annotation marks the transcript as partial. The record is from RefSeq and is a predicted model, not a curated record. Gene Ontology annotation, molecular function: 3 iron, 4 sulfur cluster binding; iron-responsive element binding; 4 iron, 4 sulfur cluster binding.
CAAGGAUUUAAAGGUUUUCAGAUUGCCCCCGAAUGUCACGACCACCAUGUCAAGUUUGUCUACUGUGACAAGGAGUUUGAAUUAACACAUGGCUCAGUUGUGAUUGCUGCUAUCACCAGCUGUACCAACACUAGCAAUCCUUCUGUGAUGCUUGGAGCUGGUUUGCUUGCAAAGAAUGCUGUAGAAGCCGGAUUGACAGUGAAGCCAUACAUUAAAACUAGCUUGUCUCCAGGAAGUGGAGUAGUCACUUACUAUUUAAGAGAGAGUGGAGUGAUGCCUUAUCUUGCUCAACUAGGGUUUGAUGUGGUUGGCUAUGGGUGCAUGACAUGCAUUGGUAAUAGUGGGCCUUUGCCAGAAUGUGUAGUUGAAGCCAUUACUGAGGUAUUGCUGAGG